GUAAACAUCAGUAAUCCCCUUUUCUUUCGAUUACCAGAAAUCAUUUCACCGACUUUUAUUCACACCAAAACCCUAAUUCUUUCCACAGCAACUAUACACUACGAUUAUAUUGAUUUCCCCCCAAAUAACUAAAUACUGUUUUCCGUAAAGAUCAUAUCUGAAGAUCCGGUCUAAUAAAGGAAGAAUAGCGAUACCCUGCAUGUUGAAUUUCAUUUUUUGAAGCUCUGAAGUUCGUAUUGAAAUAAAAAAAAAUGAGUUCACCGCUUAUGGCCGGACUUGCUGUUGCUGCUGCGGCUCUAGCAGGUAGAUACAGCAUACAGGCAUGGCAAGCAAUCAAGGCAAGACCGCCAACUGCUAGAAUGCGUAAAUUCUACGAAGGAGGUUUUCAGCAAACAAUGACUCGGAGAGAAGCAGCACUUAUACUCGGAGUCAGAGAAAGCACACCUCAGGAUAAGGUAAGGGAAGCACAUAGAAGAGUAAUGGUAGCAAACCAUCCAGAUGCCGGUGGUAGCCAUUACUUAGCUUCCAAGAUUAACGAAGCUAAAGAUAUAAUGAUGGGCAAGAGUAAGAGCAGCGAUUCUGCGUUUUAAUCCGAUCGAGCUUCGACAAAAAGUUUUGACAGCUGGAAUUUACCCUAUUGGGUAAUUAACUAUAUAAAUAUUGUUCUCAAAUUUUGAAGUUUUAUCAAUUUUUCUUGAAUUCCCGUGGGGGUUGUAACAUUAUACGUGGAGCCGUAUUGACCGCAAUUUGAUGGACCUUGUGCUAUUUUUUGCUGUACUCUUUAAUAAUUGCAAUAUAAAUAUAUGAAUGUAGUGUCUUAAUAAAAGGGUCUAUUAGUUAGUUAUCGGUUUA
Molecule: messenger RNA, 852 nt
Organism: Erythranthe guttata (spotted monkey flower)
Lineage: Eukaryota; Viridiplantae; Streptophyta; Magnoliopsida; Lamiales; Phrymaceae
Product: mitochondrial import inner membrane translocase subunit TIM14-1
Biological process (GO): protein import into mitochondrial matrix
Cellular component (GO): PAM complex, Tim23 associated import motor
Molecular function (GO): ATPase activator activity
Source: RefSeq, a predicted model, not a curated record